AUGAAGUCUAUCACCUCUCUGCCACAGGAGGUGGUGGCUCUCAUCCUCCAGAGCUGUGAUUCCUUCCGCCAGCUACGCGGCCUGAUUCUAACGUGCAAGCGGAUCCAUUUGACCUGGGAGCUCAACAAGCCCACAAUUCUCUGGCACGUUGGACGAGCCGAAAUCCCAGGUUGGACUGAUGCGAUCGGCGCGAUCCGGGCAACCCAGACUGCCAAAGAUGCCAUCCAAAAAGGAGAGCUCCCACCAGAUCCGUUUCCGGUCUCGGAUCUGAGUUGUGAGACCCGUUGGCCCUCCCUGGAGGAGCUGAAACAGGUACAGGGCCUACAAAAGCUCACCAGAUACCUGGAAAGUGAAAUGCUCGCAUCGGACGAGGAUCUGUUCAUUUCGAUGCCAGAUGACCAGUGCGACGCAGGGCCCAUUGAAUGGGCCCGUUUUGCGUGGAACAUUUGGCGAGAGGAGUUUUGUCGAGCCAUCUACCGUCAUCUGACUGCAGGUGCCAUCCUCUACCGAAUGUAUCUGGCUCCCCUUGUCUCGGGGGACCGACCUGCGGAUUUUCUCGCGGCCUUCAUCACAAUCAUGGAAAGCGGCGAAGACCUCGCCGACGUAACGAACGACUGUUUUGCAGAAAGUGACCGGAGAUAUCUCUCCACGGUUCCUGCGUAUCAGGUUCCGGACGGGACCCAGUCCGAGAAAGCCUUCCAGCCCCUGGAAGAUGUAUUUGUGGAGGAGAGCAGAAAGAGGGCACUCUUGGACCCGCCGAUGAGGCCUCCGCCGCCAGGUCGGAGAGGAGACGGGUCUCCGCCCCCGACGCUCUUCUCGACCUUUGGACAAUAUGCACCGAUCCAAAACCCGCAGUCCCUGGAGACCUCCCAUGCGGAGACUCUGUUCCACGAGAUUCUUCAAUUUAUUUUCCUGAUUGAACAGAGCCCACAGCAGUUCAUCUGGGACGCACCGCGAGAAAGGCAGGAGGAGUCCAAAGAACCCCCCGAGGAUAUUCCCGCUAUCUUCGCCAUCUUCUUCGGGUCUUUCGUCCCAUUACAGGUUACCGUCAGGGACGAGACCCAUGUGACCGCGACCGCAGCGCUGCCCAGACUUGCAAGCAAGACCCUCAAAGAAAGGAACUAUCUCGGGUUCCAGUACAUGGAGGACUUUCUUCCCCUCAUGGGGGCGGUGGGCGGCAUUCCCAACACCCAUGGGAACGGUCGAAGACUCCCAGACUCCCGGUUUUGUUUUGCCGAACACAUGCUUCGCAAGUUCUUUGGGCUUCGAUUUGCUGAUACAAUCUAUGAAUCGACCCUUGACAGCAUGUGCGCAUGGGAUGCGCUCACCCGUUAUGGUGGCGUCUUUACGAAUCGAGGGUUGCGUCCCUGGUAUCACGGGGCGGAUUUAUUCCAGUCAUCGGAUGACCCCAUCCCGACCCCGUAUUUCGAAAACGCUCUCGAGUAGUUGAUCGGCGAUCUAUCAGAAGGCUGAGCGGUUACUUCCCUGUUUGGUAUUGUGUCAGAUGACGAGUCAGGGAAACCAUUGCUCUUGCCGAUCAUUCCAUGGGUUAAAAAAAAUCGCGGUGGUAGGCAGCCUUACAUCUCGCCUACAGAUUCUUUUCCUCAAGAAAACGAUGGAAUGCGGAACAAAAUCUAAUCUAUACAUGGCCUCAUCUACGCAUUCGGUUUAUAUGAACUUCAAGCCUCUGUCACGAUUCAGGAAAGACCGUGAAUCUCCAUAGCAGGACGAGCCUCGGCGGAUGCAUGUACAAGGUCAAUGACUCUGGUGUGCGUCUUCAGGAAAUCCCCAAGUGGAGGAUGCAUGUCGAGGUAGAGUCCAUGCGAAGGUGGCGCUGCAUACUAGUCGACAUCGUGCUUUGAUGGGGAAUUGAUGGGGAUUGUCAUCCUUCCCCUUGCUGGGAGCCUAAUAUUGCCCAGAAA
Messenger RNA from Aspergillus candidus, 1922 nucleotides. RefSeq lists its product as uncharacterized. The transcript is spliced from 2 exons. The record is from RefSeq and is a predicted model, not a curated record. The coding region runs from base 1 to 1446 and encodes 481 amino acids. Lineage: Eukaryota; Fungi; Ascomycota; Eurotiomycetes; Eurotiales; Aspergillaceae.